Biomphalaria glabrata is the source of this 1032-nucleotide messenger RNA. Its product is annotated as histone-lysine N-methyltransferase, H3 lysine-79 specific-like. The transcript has a single exon. The coding region runs from base 1 to 1032 and encodes 343 amino acids. The record is from RefSeq and is a predicted model, not a curated record. NCBI's taxonomy places the organism in Eukaryota, Metazoa, Mollusca, Gastropoda, Planorbidae.
AUGGGGAAGAAGGAAAGAGAAACAGAGCGCUUGGGGAAGAAGGAAAGAGAAACAGAGCGCUUGGGGAAGAAGGAAAGAGAAACAGAGCGCUUGGGGAAGAAGGAAAGAGAAACAGAGCGCUUGGGGAAGAAGGAAAGAGAAACAGAGCGCUUGGGGAAGAAGGAAAGAGAAACAGAGCGCUUGGGGAAGAAGGAAAGAGAAGCAGAGCGCUUGGGGAAGAAGGAAAGAGAAACAGAGCGCUUGGGGAAGAAGGAAAGAGAAACAGAGCGCUUGGGGAAGAAGGAAAGAGAAACAGAGCGCUUGGGGAAGAAGGAAAGAGGAACAGAGCGCUUGGGGAAGAAGGAAAGAGAAACAGAGCGCUUGGGGAUGAAGGAAAGAGAAACAGAGCGCUUGGGGAAGAAGGAAAGAGAAACAGAGCGCUUGGGUAAGAAGGAAAGAGAAACAGAGCUCUUGGGGAAGAAGGAAAGAGAAACAGAGCGCUUGGGGAAGAAGGAAAGAGAAACAGAGCGCUUGGGGAAGAAGGAAAGAGAAGCAGAGCGCUUGGGGAAGAAGGAAAGAGAAACAGAGCGCUUGGGGAAGAAGGAAAGAGAAACAGAGCGCUUGGGGAAGAAGGAAAGAGAAACAGAGCGCUUGGGGAAGAAGGAAAGAGAAACAGAGCUCUUGGGGAAGAAGGAAAGAGAAACAGAGCUCUUGGGGAGAACGUUAGAGAAGCAGAAAGGGUCAGAGACAGAAAAAGAAGAAGCAGAGCGGGGACAAGUUAGAGAAGUGGAACGUGUAAAGAGAGAAAAGAGGAAGAUAGUACAAAUACAUUUGGAGAAGAUGAAGAUAAAGGUGGGUGUAAGUGUACUCAAUAAUAGCGCCAACAUGGAGACUCGAAGUAGUGCUGCUGCUGCUGCAUGGAUUAAAAGGAAGAUACAACCGUUUGCGUGGAGGACAAGGACGACAUCAGUGACUACUUCACACGUUUUGAAAUUAAGCUUACGAAGUUUAAUGUCCGAGACUACUCGAUUCAUAAUAGCUACCAAGUGUUGA